CAGAUGUCUUCCAGUCAUUACCAGGAUUUUAUCCCAGAGUCACGAAGACCUAAUUUCCCUAAGAUGGCAUCCAUUGACCCAAAGUCAUUUACCCAAGGGACUGUGUUGAGUAUUCAUAACAUCUGCUAUCGAGUAAAAGAGAAGCGUGGCUUUCUACUUUGCCGGAGAACAUUUGAGAGAGAAGUAUUAACAAAUAUCAACGGGACCAUGAAACCUGGCCUUAAUGCUAUCAUGGAAUGCACAGGUGGAGGCAAAUCUUUAUUGCUGGAUAUCUUAGCUGCAAGGAAAGAUCCAAAUGGAUUAUCUGGAGAUGUUUUAAUCAAUGGAGCCCCUCGACCUGCCAAUUUCAAAUGUAAUUCAGGUUUUGUGGUUCAAGAUGAUCUCGUCCUGGGCACCCUGACGGUGAGAGAAAACUUAGCGUUCUCAGCGGCUCUUCGGCUUCCAACAACUAUGACAAAACAUGAAAAAGAUGAACGGAUUAAAGUGGUCAUUGAGGAGUUAGGUCUGAAUGAAGUGGCUGACUCCAAGGUUGGAUCUGGAGAAGAAAGGAAAAAGACCAGUAUAGCAAUGGGGCUGAUCACUGAUCCUUCCAUCUUGUUCCUAGAUGAGCCCACAACUGGCUUAGACUGGAGCACAGCAAAUGCUAUCUUUUUGCUUCUAAAAAACAUUUCUGAGCAAGGACGAACAAUCAUCUUCUCCUUUCAUCAGCCUCAGAAUUCCAUCUUCAAGCUGUUUGACAGCCUCACCUUAUUGGCCUCAGGAAAGCUAAUGUACCACGGUCCUGCCCAGAAGGCUUUGGAGUACUUUGAAUCAGCAGGUUACCAUUGUGAGCUCCUCAAUAACCCUUCAGACUUCUUCGUGGAUGUCAUCAAUGGAGACUCCCCUGCUUCGGUGACAGCAAUGCAAGAGGAAGGGGGUGAAGCCAAUGAGACUGAACAGCUAUUAAUGGGAAAACUGCCAGUGAUCGAAAGAUUAGCUCAGUUUUAUAGAAAAUCCCCUUUCUAUAGAGAAACAGAAACUGAAUUAGAGAGACUUUCGGGUGGCCAACAUAGCAGCAGCAACUUGGCCUUCAAGGAGAUCACCUAUGUCACCACCUUCUGCCAUCAGUUCAGAUGGAUUUUCUGGCGUUCGUUCAGAAACUUGAUGGGUCAUCCCCAGCCCUGGAUAGUUCAGAUAACCAUCAUAUUGAUACUGGGGCUGAUAGUAGGUGGCACUUUCCUUCAACUAAAAAAUGAUUGUACUGAAAUCCAGAAUAGAUCCUGGUCACUCUAUGUGCUAACUGUCUUCCAAUGUGUCAUGAGUGUCUCAGCCAGGGAGAUCUUCCUGAUGGAGAGGAAUCUUUUUAUACACGAGUACCUCAAUGGAUACUAUAGGGUGUCAUCUUAUUUCCUUGGAAAACUGUUAUUUGAUUUACUAUUUGGGAGGUUUUUUCCAAGUUUUAUAUUUACUCUUGUGCUAUACUUGAUGUUAGGGCUGAAACGAGGGAUAACAGCUUUCCUCAUCACAACGAUUACCACUUUGAUGGUGGCUUAUUCCACCACUGCCAUGAUCCUGGCUAUAGGAACACGUGAGAAUGCAGCAUCUUGGAAAACACUUCUGGUGAUCGUCUAUUUUGUGUUCGUGCUGGUUUUCUUGGGUAUGUCAUUGAAUUUUGAAACCAUGGCACCUCAGCUCUCCUGGCUUCAAUACGUCAGUAUUCCUCAUUAUGGCUAUAUGGCUUUGCAGCAUAAUGAAUUUUUGGAACAAAAUUUCUGUUCAGGACCCAAUACAACAAUGAGCAACUGCCGUCCCAGCUUUUUGAUAUGUACUGGUGAAGAAUUCUUGAAAAUCCAGGGCCUUGAUCUGUCACCUUGGAGCAUAUGGAAGAACAUUCUGAGUUUAGCUUGUAUGAUGAUUAUCUUCCUUACAAUUGUCUAUCUAAAACUGUUAUUUCUUAAAAAACAUUGUUAAAUUCCUCUGUAAUUUACUAUGAAUUACCCUUGAUGAACCCAGCCUAAUUCCAUUUUAUGAUAGGGAGCCAUCUCAUCACAAAAUUAUGAAAAGUUAAUUUCUCUUUUACUAUAAAUUACUGUAAUUCCUAACUUACUUGGAAUUCCUGCCCAUGCCUUGAACUCACGCAGGCCUGGCUCCCCCUGACCAGAUAACAACCCUCUCUGAAAUAUCAGCAAUGCCUCAUAAAUUCUGAUAUUGGGAUCUAAAUUUAUUCCCUACCUUGAAAUGUUAAGCCAUGUAGAUCAAUAACCUACUAACUACUUUUGUAUUAUGCUCGUCAAAAUCCUGUUAUCUGUAAGUUAUCAAUAGACCCCCCUUUGCAACUUUUUGUGCUAUAAAAGCUUGUUAUCAUCAACAAUUAUUUUCAUUAGAAAACUUUCACAAAAAUCAUAACAAACCAUAUUUUAUGUGACAGAAACCAAGCAAAACACUGAUGAUAUUAUGCAUUGUAUAACAGUUUGUAUCAUCAGACAAGAAUGCAGAAGAAAUCCAGUCUAAUUUAUUGACCUGAAAAAUGAGAAUUGAAUUCUAGAAAUUCUUGACAAGUUGCCAACAUCUUUGAUAUCAGUUUACUCACCUU
This is a messenger RNA of Ictidomys tridecemlineatus (thirteen-lined ground squirrel), 2572 nucleotides long. The record is from RefSeq and is a predicted model, not a curated record. NCBI's taxonomy places the organism in Eukaryota, Metazoa, Chordata, Mammalia, Rodentia, Sciuridae.